Didymella exigua CBS 183.55 is the source of this 1947-nucleotide messenger RNA. RefSeq lists its product as uncharacterized. Gene Ontology annotation, cellular component: membrane. NCBI's taxonomy places the organism in Eukaryota, Fungi, Ascomycota, Dothideomycetes, Pleosporales, Didymellaceae. The transcript has 4 exons. Bases 1 to 1947 code for a protein of 648 amino acids. The record is from RefSeq and is a predicted model, not a curated record. Gene Ontology annotation, biological process: transmembrane transport. Gene Ontology annotation, molecular function: myo-inositol:proton symporter activity.
AUGACCGAUCGACGACUUCGCAGACCCUUUGCAGGGUGGACACCUAAUCGACUCGACGAGCAUGUUACUGAUUUCAUCAAACGUUCCGGUCUCAAAGAGCACAAUGUGCUCUUCAAGAAAGGAGCUUUGCUUGCACAGUCCAAAACUGCAUUAGACAAAGAAGAGACAGGCGACCUGGCACUCCAGCCCAAAGAACGAAGGGCUCUUAGGUUGGAGCACAGUAGUCGAUUUCUAGAUCGCUUCCAUCAGCCAAGACGACUGUAUGCGCUAGUCGUCUGCUGCUCCCUAGGUGCCGCUGUUCAAGGAUGGGAUCAAACAGCUGUCAAUGGCGCACAAAUCUAUUUUAGAGAAGCACUGGGCUUACACGAUGACAACCUGCUCGGGCUUGUCAACGGGGCACCCUAUCUGUGCUGCGCGGUAGCCUGUUGCCUCAACUACCCCCUCAAUAAAUAUCUCGACCGGCGUGGUGUCAUCUUCACAACUUGUCUGAUUAGUUCGGUCACCUGUUUGCUGCAGGCAUUCUCGCAGAAAUGGUGGCAUUUGUUCCUGGCAAGAUUCGCCCUAGGUUUCGGAAUUGGGCCCAAGAGCGCUACAAUCCCCAUCUAUGCAGCCGAAGCUGUUCCGGAGAAUAUUCGAGGAGCGUUGGUCAUGAUGUGGCAGAUGUGGACAGCUUUUGGUAUCAUGUGCGGAUACGUUGCCGGUGUUGCCCUUGCUCGUGUCGGGGGCGUCACUCAGGACAUAUGUACCGAUGCCGCUCUAGCAUGCGCCGACCACGUCCGCAAAAAUGGCAGAAGUGGAGAUUGUUCCGGCACCUCCUUCCAGCGCACUCUUCUCUCCAAGACUUGCAGUUUGAAUUGGAGGCUCAUGGUUGGGAGCCCGAUGAUCUUGCCACUAGUGGUGGUAGCUUACGUCUAUACUCUACCAGAGUCCCCACGCGUCUUGAUAAAGAGGGCUAGAAAAUGCUCCGACGAGGAGAGGGCUCCGGAUCUGUAUGAGAAGGCUUUCAUGGCGCUACGGAGUCUUCGUAAUGACAAAGUACAAGCGGCACGCGAUCUUUUCCUGAUGGACCAUCUCCUGGCUGAGGAAGAAAAGAUCAUGCACGAGCAGAAACGGUUUCGGGAACUCUUUGAGCUUGGCCGGUGUCGACGCGCUCUCACUGCAUCCGUCAUUUGCAUGUUCCUUCAGCAGAUGUGUGGCGUUAAUGUGACAGCGUACUAUUCCUCAAAGAUCAUGCGUGACGACGCAGGCUGGAGCGCGAACGACGCGCUCCUACUUUCAAUGGGCUUCGGUAUCAUCAAUUUUGUCUUUGCCAUCCCUGCCAUCUGGACUAUCGAUACAUUUGGUCGCCGUAACCUCCUCCUGUUCACGUUCCCGUUCAUGGCUCUCUUCCAAGGCAUCAUGGUCGUAGCUUUUGCUAUCGAGAAUGGAGUCACUCGACGUGUCCUAACAAUCAUUGGCAUGUACCUGUUUGGCAUCGCCUAUUCGCCCGGUGAAGGUCCAGUUCCGUUCGUCUAUUCGUCCGAAGCCAUGCCUCUUUACAAUCGUGACUACGGCAUGGGAAUCGUCACCGCCAUCAACUGGGCUUUCAACUUCAUCGUCUCUUUCACCUGGCCAGCGAUGAGUGGCAAGGAAGGGAUGGGCCCUUCUGGUGCAUUUGCUUGGUACGCAGUGUGGUGCUUGAUUGGCUGGUGGAUGAUUCUGCUCUUCGUACCUGAAACGAAAGGCUUGACUCUGGAGCAGCUUGACCAAGUCUUCGAGAAACCAACCAGCGAGUACGUAAAGCACGGCAUGGAUCAACUCAAAUGGUUCAUCGGAUACUACAUCCAGCGAAAACAUCAUCUAUGGGUUGAGAGGCCAGUUUUCCUGAGACAGGAGCAGGUGGAACUCGUGGUAGACCCCUUCAGCAAUGUCGUCAUGGGCGAGUUGAAUGUCACAAAGCGGCAUUGA